AUGGACGUUGAGAAUGGGACCCCUAGCCGAGCAAGUGCUAACAUGUUUAUCGAGCUCUCCGAACUGACAGCUGGGGUACCAAGGAAUUGGCAAACAGAGCAAGAUACGGCAACUGUGUCAUGCCGCUACUGGCAUGAACGCUACCGUUGGGUGGAGAUGGAGGAGGCCUUGGACGACGCCGUUGGCGAAUUCGCGCCGCCGGAGAUGUCUAAAUUUACUUUUGAGGAUCUCAGCAUCUUCAGAAGCCAAAUUAAGAAAGACCUUGUUUUCAAGGUGGCGGACUACGCCACAGUUGAGGAAGCCUUUGAUGGCCUGCCCCCGAUUUGUUCAAAGUCGGACGAACUUCUAAUGAGUAGCACACGUGGUGGUUACUGCAUUCCAUUUUAUCAUCCACAAGUAGCAAACCAGAACAGGGUUCUUCGAAAGCUAUCAACUGACAGCCACCGGUCGUCGGAAAUACCGAUGAACAAGGACCUUACCAGAUGUCUUUCACCCACGUCAACAUCAUGCUGUAUUCUUGCCGGCUGUUCUCCCGAUCUGGAAAGUCCUAUGUUCCAAGUUCUGCGGUUUAAAACACCGGUAGAGGCAGACGGAUUGGUCGAAGUUCCCCGCCCUUUGCAAUUCCUCAUCAUUUCGAUGACACCACAGACGGAGUUUGUCCAAGAGGCGGCAUUUUACCAGGCCUGCGAGAAAGCGGUCAGCAGAGACGAAGUUUACGCUGCGUGCAAGUACCAGUUAUGCCACUGGAUUUUCCAGGGCGAUGAUCUUGAACGCGGCGGAAGGAGCAGUGCAUCCGAAGAAUCCGAUCCAUUUGAAGAGGUGGAGGUGGCAGAAGAUGAACCUGAGGAAAUCGAAUCGGUUUCCCUGAAGGAUCAGAUAAAGGCAGCGCCUCGCAGGUGUUUUCAUCGAAUGUGUCCACCCCUUCGUGAUCUCGCACUUGGACUUGUUGCUGUAAUUAAGCGCUACCCCAGCGACUUUAAGGAUGCAUUUGUCAAUGGCAAUGCCACCGUGGCUGUCGGAAGCAUCCUCUUCGUCUACUUUGUCAUCUUUUCACCGGCCAUCACCUUCGGCACUCUGAUGUCUACCCAAGUGAACUCAGCAUACUCCGUAUCUAACAGUAUCCUGACAAGCGGUUUCCAGACAAUACUCUACAGCCUGUUUGCUGGCCAACCGAUCGCUAUAAUAGGACCAUCAGGGCCUGGAUUUAUAAUGGAAAAACUUGUUGCAAGGGAGGCGGCGGAAAUUAACAUGGAUUACUGGUGCUUCCGAUCGUGGGUUCUAAUGUACGCGAUCAUCAUGGGUUUUUUUCUGUUGGCGCUCAAUCUCUCCGAAUUGACAAUGCAUGCAAAGAAGUCGUUGGAAGAGCUAUUCAGCGCAUUUAUCUCAGGCUACCUGAUAAUCAAAGCCAUGUUUUCUUUGCUCAGGAAUAUUCCGCAAACAUUGCCUGUACUGAAUGGGACAGUUGACGAGACGAUGCGACGUAUCUGGCAUAUUGCAGCGGACUAUGGCGUGGACAACUUCCUGGCCCUGCUUAUGGUCUGCUUUUCGAUGACAAUUGUUAAAUUCAAAACCAGCCAUUUGGUUCGACGUCGGGUACGCUUCUGGGUCGGAGCCAUGAAUGUUCCACUUGGGAUGAUUGCAAUUUCUGCCAUGAAUCGGAUAUUCUUUUGGGCAUAUGAUAUCAAACGGCUCAAGAUCCCACCAGUGACUGAACUUAAUUACUCCACCUGGUUUAACAUACCGAACUUUAGUAAUAUGACAAACUACGGCACUGCUUCUGCCUCUUAUGCCCACGGACGCGCUGUGAUUUUUGGCUUUAUUCUUGGUAUUCUCAUCUUUGUUGAGAUAGCACUGAACAGUAUUGUACCCUUGCGAGGACUGUCAAAGAAGAAAAGCCCAAUCGUCGUAGACCAUUUCCUUGCGAACAUCAUUUUCCCCAUAAUGGGUCUUUGCCUUGGAAUGCCAAUUUUGUCCGGUGUGCCAAUUCGAACAAUCGCAAACAUGGUUGCCUUGGCUAGGAUGGAAUCACACCCAGCUCCCGGAAAACCACCAAAGUACGUAAAAUACCGCUUGCUAUUUGAACAUUCACUUUAA
Dibothriocephalus latus is the source of this 2094-nucleotide messenger RNA. The record is from the annotation of a GenBank genome assembly. NCBI's taxonomy places the organism in Eukaryota, Metazoa, Platyhelminthes, Cestoda, Diphyllobothriidea, Diphyllobothriidae.